Molecule: messenger RNA, 2826 nt
Organism: Komagataella phaffii GS115
Lineage: Eukaryota; Fungi; Ascomycota; Pichiomycetes; Pichiales; Pichiaceae
Product: ATP-dependent RNA helicase of the SFI superfamily, required for nonsense mediated mRNA decay and for
Exons: 2
Coding region: 1-2826 (941 amino acids)
Biological process (GO): nuclear-transcribed mRNA catabolic process, nonsense-mediated decay
Cellular component (GO): cytoplasm
Molecular function (GO): zinc ion binding; RNA helicase activity; ATP binding
Source: RefSeq, a predicted model, not a curated record
AUGAAUCACGAUAGUCCGCUAACGUCUGUGGUUAAUCAAUCCAUCGACGUAUCAUCUGAAUCAUCAUUGUCAAAACAAGAUCUGGACAAAUUGAUCAAUCAGAACUCGGAAAACUUUGUAUCCCAUGAACAGGAAAUUCUUUCUUUAACUGCAUUACCAGAACAUGCCUGCAAAUACUGUGGAGUGAGCAAUCCACGUUGUGUUGUUCGGUGUGAUAUCUGUAAGAAAUGGUUCUGUAAUGGCAAAUCGGGAACCACUUCUCAUAUCAUUAGUCAUAUGGUACUCUCCCGUCAUCAUGAAGUUUCAUUGCAUUCGGAUUCAGAUUUAGGUGAAACAGAGCUGGAGUGUUACAGUUGUGGGAACAAAGAUCCAUUCAUGCUAGGUUUUGUCAGUGCCAAAACUGAUACUAUAGUUGUCAUUCUGUGUCGAAUUCCUUGUUCGCAGGCCAAGGAUAGUGAUUGGAACACUGCCAAUUGGCAACCCUUAGUGGAAGAAAGAUGCUUCCUAGAUUGGAUCGCUGAUUAUCCAACGCCGUUGGACAUGGCCAACGCCCGUGCCAUUUCCCCUCUUGAUAUAUCUAAGUUGGAGAGACAGUGGAGAUCUGAUGAAACUGCAACUUUGGAAGAUAUCAAAGAUUUAAUUGAUGCCACUGCACAGUACGACAAACAGCUCACUGAAAGUCAGGGCCUUAACUAUAUUUCUGUUUCUUGGUCCAUGUCUCCUCAUAAUUAUCACUUAGCAAAAUUCUCCUUAUCUUCCUACGAUUCAUCCAACCUCAAAAUUGCUGUUGGGGACGAAAUCAUUUUACACUACGAUGGUAUCAAGGAAGAGAAAUGGCAAGGCUCUGGAUAUGUCAUCAAGUUGCCAGCCACAUACUCCGAAGGAUUCACGCUGGAAUUGCAGCCAUCUUCUGUGAAACCCCCUACCGAACAUAACGUUGGGUUCAGAGCAGAAAUUGUUUGGAAAGGAAUCAGUUUUCAGAGAAUGCAAGCUGCCCUGACAACUUUUGCUGAGAAAAAAUCCAUUAGUAAAGACCUUUAUGAUAUUCUGUUAGGACAUAAAGAAGAACAGCCAGAGUUUACUGCCAAACUUCCAGAAGCCAUAUCUGUUCCAAACUUCACACAGUUGAAUCCAUCUCAAGUCAAUGCAGUGAAGUCUGUUUUACAACAAAGGCUAUCACUAAUUCAAGGUCCACCCGGAACUGGUAAGACUGUUACAUCUGCUACAAUCGUCUAUCAUCUGGCCAAAUCAAAGAAAAAGAAGGUUUUGGUCACAGCAUCUUCCAACAUUGCGGUUGAUCACUUAGCCUCCAAACUGGAAGAUAUAGGUUUGAAAGUUGUUCGUGUUACAGCUAGAAGCAGAGAGAAUGUUGAAUCCGCAAUUGAUCAUCUAAGCCUCAGCAGCUUAGUGUCAAACACUAACAAUCCCGUUCUGAAAAAGCUACUAAAGAAAAAAGAUGAACUGGGAAGCUUAUCAAAGAAAGAUAUGAAUAUCUAUAUUUCACAAACCAAAAAAGCAGAAGCAGAAAUACUUGCCGAAGCCCAUGUAGUUUGUUGCACUUGUUCUGGUGCUGGUGAUAAGAGAUUGGCUAAUAUAAAAUUUCCUUAUGUGCUGAUAGAUGAAAGUACUCAACCAUCGGAACCAGAGUCUUUGAUCCCCAUUGUUAAGGGUGCGAAGCAGGUGAUUUUGGUUGGAGAUCACCAACAGUUAGGUCCUGUUAUUUUGCAUAAUGGAGCUGCUAAAGCAGGCUUAAGACAGUCGUUGUUUGAAAGACUGAUUAAACUGGGGCAUAUUCCUAUUCGUUUGGAAGUUCAAUAUCGUAUGCAUCCUUCACUCUCUGAAUUCCCAAGCAACAUGUUCUAUGAUGGUUCAUUGCAGAACGGUGUAAGUCAUGAACAGCGACUUAUUCGCAGGUCCUCAUUCCCAUGGCCUGCACCUGGAAUCCCCCUUCUAUUUUGGUCAAGUUACGGAACAGAGGAAAUAUCUAUUAGUGGAACCUCCUUUUUGAAUAGAUCAGAGGCAAUGAACUGUGAAAAAAUUAUUUCAAGAUUGUUAAGUGAAGGAAUCAAACCCCAUCAAAUUGGUGUCAUUACUCCUUACCAGGGACAAAGAGAUUACAUUGUUCAGUAUCUUUUAAUGAAUGGUGCUCAUCCAGACCGUGAAAUCUAUCAAGACGUUGAAGUCGCAUCCGUGGACGCAUUUCAAGGUCGUGAAAAGGACUUCAUUAUUUUCUCCUGUACCCGAUCUAAUCAUACAAACACUAUUGGAUUUUUGAAAGAUGCUAGGCGUUUAAAUGUUGCUAUAACGAGGGCCAAAUAUGGACUUUUUGUCCUUGGUAAUAUCAAGACUCUGCAAAAAGAUCCUUUGUGGAAUCGUUUGUUAGUCCAUUUCAGAGACAAGGGUGCUUUAGUUGAAGGGAGACUUGAUAGCUUCCAGUUAUACACAGCGUCCUUGGAAUCAGCCAGAUUUAAGUCUACUGCUGAGAAUAACGGCUUGAAUCAAGGCGACAAUAAAGGUGACUUAAAUUCAAAUGGAUUUAGCAACCCCAAGUUUACUGCAGAAGAUUUAAGCUCUACUUCAUUCUCAUCUCUACAUCCUUUCAGGGCUAAUGUCGACACAGACUCUCGGUUUGCUUCCAAUCCAAGUAUUCCCUCUAUGAGUCCCUUUUUAAAUCAGCCACAGUGGACGAAUCCUUCCACUUUCCAACUAAACGAACAGAUUCGCCCGUCAACCCCAGAUGGACCACCAGUAGACCUUAGAUUUAUUCAAGGAUUGAACUUGGACGAACCUAUAAGUGAGCUUACAAGUCGCUUCAAUAAUCUUUGA